UGCGACGUCACAGACGCGAUGUAAUACCUGGAGCUGGUCAGUCUCCUCACAGUGGAGCCUGGUAACCGCGACCUCCUUUCCAGGUCCUGUGUAUUGCUGGCUGGAGAAGGGUAGUUGACAAACUCCCACCCAGUACAGUGUGUAUGUGCGUCAAAAAAAGGAAACAGUGUCCGGUGGCGGCGGAGGCGAGAGGAUCCUUUCAGGCGCGACCCCAUCUCUUUAGUCUCACCUCAGCUGCCCAGCUACUUGAACCCCGAGGUUCAAGGCUCCAGUGAGCUAUGACCCCACCACAGCACUCCAGCCUGCGAGACUGAGGCCGGAGUUGCAAUCUCAGCUCACCGCAACCUCUGCCUCCCCGAUUCAAGAGAUUCUCCUGCCUCAGCCUCCCAAGUAUCUGGGACUACAGGGGUGCAUCACCAUGCCCAGCUGGAGUUUUGCUCUUGUCGCCCAUGCUGGAGUGUAAUGGUGUGAUCCUGGCUCACUGCAAUCUCUGCCUCCCAGAGCCACCCGGAGUUCCCUUGCUGAGGAUCUGAGCAUGACCCUGGACAAGGCACUGCCGGACUCUCUUUCCGCACAGGACUUCCAUGACAAUUAUUAGCCCAAUGAGAUCCUGGGCAGGCUGGAGUUGCAAUCUCAGCUCACCACAACCUCUGCCUCCCAGAUUCAAGAAAUUCUCCUGCCUCAGCCUCCCAAGUAGCUGGGACUACAGGGGUGCAUCACCACGCCCAGGUACUUUUUGUACUUCAGUAGAGACGGGAUUUCACCGUGUUAGCCAGGAUGGUCUUGAUCUCUUGACGUUGUGAUCUGCCUGCCUCGGACUCCCAAAGUGCUGGGAUUACAGAUGCAAGAUUUAUCUGACAUUAUGCACUGAACAGUUUAUUAUUGAAGUCUACACUAGCCAACUGAACAAGCAUUCAUCAAAUGUCCACGAUACCCAGGACAUAAGAAGGUUCCUUUUAGAGCAUGGAGCCAUGCGUAUCAUCUCUUAAUUCUGAAGCCUUGGGGAGCACUGAAGCCAAGGCUGUAUUGUACCAAAAAUUUGAAGCACAUGUGAAUGAUCUGAAUGUGGAAGGACUACCAGAAAACAUUCCUUUCAGAAGACCCUCAUGGUAUGGAAUCCCAAGGCUGGAAAACAUCUUUCAAGAGGGCAAUCGAAUUAAAUUUGUUAUGAAGAGACCAGAACUUCUUACUCACAAUACAACUGAAGUCACUCAGCCAAGAACAAAUACAACAGGGGCAGAUGUGACAGUGAUUACAGAAACCGUGAAUGUGAAGCCUGUAUUACAUAAAGAAUGUGCAAGUGCCAUAGAAGACACUGCAAGGAUUUGGUGCUGGAGCAGUGCUGGACCUGCCAUCGUCACCAGAGUGCAGCAGGUGUCACCAGAAGGAGAAUCUCCACUCUUGCCAUCACUAACAGCACUCGACUUUCUCCCACUCAUAAAAGAUCUUGGAAGGAAUUAAAGUAACUCCAGUUAGCCUCCAUUGUCUCCAAGUCGACUUUCGUCCUCAUCCAUAACUCCUCCACACAAGCCCUUAACACCUGUCCAUGGAUUGUGCUGGAUUCUGACUUAGGUUCUGCCAUCAAACACAGAGUGCCCUGAUCCUUAGAGGUAGAGGCAGCUCUUCAGCCUAUGGGGGUGACUCUGCGAACUCCUUUUGGAAAAAACUCUCAUCAGGACUGUUUUACUAGCUGUUAGACCACCGUUGUACUGGCUACUGUAACAUUUCUUGGUAUUCUUUCUUGGCUUGAACUAAUUAUUUCCUACUUGCCACACUAAAGUCCCCCAAAAGACCAUGAAGUCCUGAGAGUAAUGAAAAGCUUCCUGAAAUUGAGGUCACUGUGGAAGCCCACAGGGUCUCCAGGAUUCUCAUCUUUUCAUGUUUACAAUAUUAAAAUACUUCAUACAAUACCAAAGACAGUUCCCAGCCAACCAUCAAAUAUGGAUACAGGGUCUUGCUCUGUUACUCAGGCUGCAGUGCAGUGGUGUGAUCAUGGCUCGCUGUAGUGUCAAACUCCUGGGAUCAAGCAAUACUCCCACCUCAGCUUCCCAAGGAGCUGGGACUACAGACGUACAACAGCAUGCAAAGCUAAAUUUUUUAUUUUUUAUUUUAUUUGUUUGUUUAUUUUUAUUAUUUGUUUUUGAGUUGGAGGUUUUUUGUUUUCGUGUUUUUUUUUGUUUUUUUUUUUUUAAAGACAGGGCCUCACUGUGCUUCCCAGGCGGAUUUCAAACUCCUGGCCUCAAGCAAUCCUCCUGCCUUGGCUUCUGAAAUUGCUGGAAUUAUAAGCAGGAGCUACAAUACCUGGCCUCCGUUGGUCCUAUGUUCUCUAGCCUUCUCUUUGUUUUUUGGUAGCCAAUCUCUCAUUAUGCUGUUGCCCUGUUAUAAUUAAUACUUUUUUAUUUUGAAUUUUACCACUUUAAAUUUUCGAGUGGUUUGUGUCUCCUGAUUGGACUCCUACAAAUAAAGAAUUGAUGCUAGGAAGGGUACCACGAGAUAGACCCACACAGAUGGGAUUUGGGCAUAGGUUUGGUUAUCCAAGGGGCAGUGCUGAGCUCCUUGCCAGUGGGAUAUGGGAUGCUGGUCAUUUCUAGGAAGUGACCUCACAAUGACUCAAGCUACCACUUACUGUUAAUUGUGAUGAAUUGCCAGCUGAGGCACAUACCUUGGGAGCUAAGUAGUUGCUGCACUUGACCACUAUGAAGACUGGUGUGGGAAGGGCCUUUUUGGAUGCACUUGAGCAGGGGCCCCUAAUCCCUGGGUCACAGGCCUGUAUUGGGCCACACAGCAGGAGGUGAGCAGCGGGUGGGUGAGUGAAGCUUGAACUGUAUUUACAGGCACUCCCCACAUUACUGCCUGAUCUCUGCCUCCUGUCAGAUCAGCGGCAGCUUUAGAUUCUCAUAGGAGCGUGAAUCCUAUUGUGAACUGUGCAUGUGAGGGAUCUACCUUGCUCUGUUCUUAUGAGAAUCUAAUACCUGGUAAUCUAUCACUGUCUCACAUCACCCCCAGAUGGGACCGUCUAGUUGCAGAAAAACAAGCUCAGGACUCCCACUGAUUCUACAUUAUGCCGCAGCUGAGAUGUCUCACCCCACUCUCUGUGAUGCAACAAGAAGCCCCUUGGGAGCAUUUCAUUCCCACUCUAUACUUCUGUCAUUGUGCUCAUCACAGUCUGGCUGGAGUGCAGUGGUGUGAUCAUGGCUGAUGGUAGCCUGAAACUGCUGGGAUUCAGUGAUCAAUCCUCCCAUCUCAUCCUACCAAGUAGUGGGGACCACAGGUGCAUGCCACCCGGGUCUCGCUAUGUUGCCCAGGCUGAUCUUGAGCUCCUGGCCUCAAGCGAUCCUCUCACCUUGACCUCCCAAAGUGCAAGGAUUACACGUAUGAGCCACCAUGCCUGACCCCUACCCUGCCUCUUGAGAACCAAAAGAAAGAAGGAUCCAAAUUCUCCUUAGCUCAACUCCAGCCAUUUCCCGAUCGCGUCAUCAGCAAGGAGCUGGUUAUUGGGCUGUCCAGGCCUCCCAAACUGCACAGAAAUGAGAAACAGGACCUUGCUGUGUCACUCAGGAUGGAGUUCAGUGGUCCUAUCAUGGCUCAUUGUAGCCUCAAACUCCCAGGCUCAAGCGAUCCUACCACUUCAACCUUCCCAGUAGCUGGGACUACAGACACAGGGUCUCACUAUGUUUGUCAGACUGGUCUCCAACUCCUGGCCUCAAGCGAUCCUCCUGCCUAGGCUUCCCAAGUAGCUGGGAUUACAGAUGGAGUGUAGCUCUUGUUGCCCAGGCUGAAGUGAAAUGGCGUGAUCUCGGCUCACCACAACAUCCACCUGCAGGGUUCAAGCGAUUUUCCUGCCUCAGCCUCCCAAGUAGCUGGGAUUUACAGGAAGUGACCUCACAAUGACUCAAGCUACCACUUACUGUUGAUUGUGAUGAAAUGCCAGCUGAGCCAUAGGCCCUGCGAGCUUAGGAGUGCUACACUUGACCACUGUGGCAGUAAAGAUGACUCUGAAGAAUGGCAUGGGAUGGAUACUUUCGGAUGCACUUGAGCACGGGUCUCCAACCACAGGGCCACAGAGCCGGAGGCUGAUCUCAAACUGCUGGCCUCCAGUAAUAUACCUCUCUCAGCCUCCCAGGGUGUUGAGAUUACAGGCAUAAGCCACCACGCUCAACCAACACCUGGAUCUACCAUGAAAGACUUCAGAGUCCAGGAAGAGAGACUGACUGGGCAACAUGUUAUUCAGGAGAUGGGAUCUCACCCUGUCACUCAGGCUGGAGUACAGUGGUGCCAUCACAGCUCACUGCAGCUUUGAACUCCUGGGCUAAGGAUCCUCCUGCCUCAGCCUCCUGAGUAGCUGGGACUGUAGACAAGGUCUUGCUUGGUUGUCCAGGCUGGAGUGUGGUGGUGCUGUAGUCUCAACCUUCCAGGCUCAAGCAAUCCUCCCACCUCAGCCUCCCAAGUGGCUGAGACUAUAGGUGCUUGCCUCUAUGCCCAACUCAUAUUUGGACUUUUUCUGUAUGUGGGUUCCAGAGGGAUGACUGCGAAAUGUGAGUAUGCAUAGAUUUUGAUAUAUGCAGAGAUAGGUGGCUGGAACGAAUUCUCUCUGUAUACCAAGGGACAACUGUAUGUGGUUUUACAAUUAUGCUGUAGGACACAUACUGUUCUGUAGCCUUUAAAAUAAUAAUUUGUAAUGACAAAUAAUUUUUAAUAGGGUGGAAUAAUAAUAUUGAUAAAAGUAGCAGCUGGCCAAGUGUGGUUGCUCACACCAUUAAUCACAAUACUUUGGGAGGCUGAGGCAGGAGGAUGGCUUGAGGUCAAGCGUUUGAGACAGGUCUCGGAAACAAAGGGAGUCACCAUCCCUACAGAAAAAUACAUGAAUUAGCCUAGUGUGGUGACGUGUUCCUGUAGUCCCAGCUACUUGGGAGGCUGAGGUGGGAAGAUCGCCUGAGCUCAGAGAAGCUGAGAUUGUAGUGAGUCAUGAUCAGGCCUCUGCACUCCAGCCUGAGUGACAGAGUGACACUCCGUCUCAAAAAAGUAGCAGCUAACAUGAAGUGACCUUUUACUAGAUGCCUAUAAAUAUCAUAGUUUAGUUUCUUAUAACUGUUUCUUAUUUCACUUAACUACUCUGUCUUCAAUCACUCCUAGAUUUUCACUUGAGUUUGUACAGUUGACCUUUUGUUUAGAUUGAAUUGCCUCCCUAAGGUAUUUCCAGAAGUAAGAUUACUGUGAGUCAUGGUGAAUGGACAUUCUAUUUGCCCUUGAUGUAAACUGACAAGGUUUUGGGUGCCUCCCAGCUAUAAUCCCAGCCCUUUGGAGGCUAAGACAGGACAAUUGCUUGAGGCCAAGAGUUGGAGGAGGCAGUAAGGUGAGACCCUGUCUUUAUUAUUUUAAAAAAUUGCCAAGCUUUACCCUGGAAGGCUAUGUACUACUUAAAACACCCCUCAUAAUACAAGAAAGUGUCCAUUUCACUGCACCUCUGCCAGCACAGGGUAUUAUAAUUUAAUAAGUUUUUUUCAUUGUUUUAAAUAGAUAAAAGACCUCAUGUUACUUUAUUUGUCACAUUUUAACAUCUUUCCAUAGCUUAUUAGCUCUAUUUCCUUUCUGUCUGUAAAUGGUUGUUGUUGUUUUGUUCUUUGAGACAGGGUCUUGCUGUGUCACCCAGGCUUGAUGACUGUAAUGGCAUAAUCAUGACUCACUGCAGCCUUGACCUCCCAUGCUCAAACUACCCUCCCAUGUCAGCUUCCCGAGUAGCUGGGACUGCAAGUGUGCACCAGCACUCCCAGCUAAUUUUUUUCUUUUUUUGGAUAGAGACAGGGUCUUGCUGUGCUGUCCAGGCCGGUCUCUAGCUCCUGGCCUCAAGCAAUCCUCCUGCGUUGGCUUCUGAAAUUGCUGGAAUUUCAGGCAUGAGCCGUGAUGUCUGGCCUGUACUAGUCUUUUAUUUUCUAGAGUUCUCUUUAGUUUGUGCUAGCCAAUCUCUCAUUGUGCUGUUCCCCGUUAUAAUGAAUAAUUCUCUGUAUUAAAUUUUACCACUUUAAACUUUUGAGUGGUUUAUGUCUCCUGAUUGGACUCUGACUAAUAUGCUAGGAAGGGUCCCAGGAGAUAAACCCACACAGAUGGGAUUUGGGCAUAGGUUUGGUUAUCCAAGGGGCAGUGCUGAGCUCCUUGCCAAUGGGAAAUGGGAUGCUGGUGAUUUCCAGGAAGUGACCUCACAAUGACUCAAGCUACCACUUACUGUUGAUUGUGAUGAAAUGCCAGCUGAGGCACAUGCCUUGGGAGUUAAGUGUUUGCUGCACUUGACCACUAUGAAGAGUGGUGUGGGAAGGGUCCUUUUGGAUGCACUUGAGCAGGGGUCCCCAACCCCUGAGCCAUGGAGCUGUAAGGAGCCACACAGCAGGAGGUGAGUGGUGUCGAGUGAGGGAAGCUUCAUCUGUAUUUACAGCCACUCCCCUUUGUUCACAUUUCUGCCUGAGCUCCGCCUUCUCUCAGAUCAGCAGCAGCAUUAGAUUCUCAUAGGAGCUCACACCCUAUUUGUGAACCGUGCAUGUGAGAGAUCUAGGUUGCGCUGUCCCUAUGAGAAUCUAAUGCCUGAUGAUCUGUCACUUUCUCCCAUCAUGCUCAGAGGAUGGGACCAUCUAGUCACAGGAAAACAGGCUUAACACAGCCACUGAUGCUACAUUAUGGUGAAUUCUAUGAUUUCAUUAUAUCUUACAACAUAAUAGGGGAAAUAAAGUACCUAAUAAAUGUAAUGUGUUUGACUCUUUUGGCCCAGCUCCUGCCUCCCAGCAGCCUCUUCAGGCCUAGAACUUUCUCCAGUCAGCCUCUACAGACCAAGCUCAUGGCACCCAAUGUCCUAUUUAGUCCCAUACCCUACCUCACGACAGUCUCUGCAGAUGAGGCUACUGCCUCACGGCAGCCUCCACAGGCGUGGCUCCAUCAUUACAACGGCCUCUUUAGGCCCAGCUCCUGCCUCCCAGCCUUCUCUCCAGGCCCAGAACUUUCUCAAAUUGACCUCACCAGGCCCAGCUCCUGCCUCUCAUCAGCCUCCCAAGGGCCAGCUUUUGCCUCACAGCCACCCUCCAAGACCCAGCUCCUGUUUUACAGUGGUGUCUUGAGGCUCACCUUCUGCCUCCCGGCAGCCUGUACAAGCCCAGCUCCUGCGUUAAAACAGCCUGUUUAGUCCCAGCUCCUGCCUCUGGGUGGCCUAUCCAGGCCCAAAAUGUCCACAAGUCGGCCCCUCAAGGCCCAGCUCCUGCCUUCUGUCAGUCUCCCAGGCCCAGCUGCUGCCUCCAGGUGGCCUCUACAAGCCGAGCUCUUUCUUCUGGCUGUGCCUGGAGGCCCAACUUCUGCCUCACAACAACCUCUUUUGGCUCAGCUCCUGCCCAGCUCCUAGUGGCCUUUGUAGGCCCAAAACUGCCUCAAGUCAAGCUUUCCAGGCCCACUUUCUGCCUCUCAAUGUCCUGGACAGGCCCAGCUCCUGUGUGAAAAUGGCCUCUCCAGGCCCAGCUCCUGCGUGACAAUGGCCUCUCCAGGGCCAGCUGUUACCUCCCAGCAGACUCUCCAGGCCCAGCUUUUGCCUCACGGAGGUCUUCGCUUAACAGUUUCCUACCUGCCUCCUGGCAGCCUUGAUAGGCCCAGAUCCUGCCUCACACUAACGUCAUUAGUGCCAGCUUAUGCCUCACGGUGGCUUCUCCAGGCCCAGCUCCUGCCCCCCAACAGGCUGUCCAUGCCCAAAACUUCAAGUCGGCCUCUUCAGGCAGAGCUCCUGCCUAACACUGGCCUCUUUAGGCAUGGCUCAUGCCUCUCGGUGGCCUCUCCAGGCCUAGCUCCUGCAUCCUGGUGGCUUCUCCAGACCAAGAACGUUCUCAAGUCUGCCAUUCCAGGUCCAACUCCUGCCUCUACAGGCUCAACCUCUGCCUCACAGCAGACUCUCCAGGCCCAGCCUCUGCCUCACCGCAGCCCCCCAUGCCAAUCUGCUGCCUUUCAGCAGCCUCUACAGGCCCAGCUCUUGCCUCCCAAUGACCUCUCUAGACCAAGCUUAUGCCUCACAGUGGCCAUUCCGGCCCAGCUUUUGCCUUUUGGCAGCCUCUCCAGGCCCAGAACUUCCUCAAGUGGGCCUCUCCAGGCCCAGCUCUUCCUCCUGGCUGCAUCUCCAGGCCCACCUCCUGCCUCACAACAAUGUGUUUCCACUCAGCUCCUGCUCAGCUCCUGGUGGCCUUUGUAGGCGCAAAACUUCCUCACAUCAAGUUCUCCAGCACACACUUCUGUCUCCCGGUGGCCUGAACAGGGCCAGCUCCUGCGUGACAGUGGCCUCUCCAGGCUCAGCUCUUGCCUCACGGAGAUCAUCCCCGGCCAAGUUCCUGCCUGCCUUCCAGCAGCCUCGACAGGCCCAGUUCCUGCCUCACAUUGUUGUCAUUGGGCCCAGCUCAUGCCUCACGGUGGCCUCUCCAGGCCCAGCUCCUGUCCCUGACAGGCUUUCCAGGCCAAAAUCUUCCUCAAGUUGGCCUCUCCAGGCUAAUCUCUUGCCUCACACUGGCUUCUUUAGGCCCAGCUCAUGCUUAUUGGCAGCCUCUCCAGGCCCAGCUCCUGCAUCUUGGUGGCCUCUCCAGGCCCAGCUCCUGCCUCCCAUCGGCCUCACAGCAGAUUCUUCAGGCCCAAUAUCUGCCUCACUGCGGCGCCCCCCCCAAGCCAAGCUCCUGUCUUUCAGCAGCCUCUACACACCCAGCUCCUGCCACUCGGUGGCCUUCUUAGGCCAAGCUUAUGAGUCACAAGGGCGUUACCAGGCCCAACUUUUGUCUCAUGGCAACCUUCCCCUGGUCAGGUUCCUGCCUGUCUCCCAGCAGCCUGGACAGGCCCAGGUCCUAUCUCACACUGGCCUCUACACCCAGCUCAUGCCUCAUGGUGGCCUCUCCAGGCCCAGCUCCUUCCCUGGGAUGUCAUCUCCAGGCCUAAAACUUCCUUAAUUCAGCCUCUCUAGUCCCAGCUACUGCCUCCUGGCAGCCUCUGAAGGCCCAAAGGCUCCUUAAGUUGGCCUCUGCAGGCUCAGUUCCUGCCUCCUAUUGGCCUCUA
Messenger RNA from Pongo pygmaeus (Bornean orangutan), 9054 nucleotides. RefSeq lists its product as uncharacterized. The coding region runs from base 8004 to 8948 and encodes 314 amino acids. The record is from RefSeq and is a predicted model, not a curated record. The transcript is spliced from 25 exons. Lineage: Eukaryota; Metazoa; Chordata; Mammalia; Primates; Hominidae.